UGAAAAGGAAAAGAAGAGGAAAGAAGCAGAAGAAGAAGAAGAAGAAGAAGGGGGGGAAAAAAAAAUAAAAACGCCGGAGUGUUGUUCCGUGAUCGUCAGAUAGAGAGACAGAGCAGAGAGAAGAGCGUGUCAUCAGGCUUUAGAGCGGAGGUUGACUCACUCCUGUAACUGCAGAGUGACUUGUCUCGGCUGGAUUUGACUGCUGAAGGUGUGAAGCUGCUGACUUUAGCCUGAACUUUGCGCAACCUGAGAGGAUCUUUAGUUUAGUUCAGCUUCUUUUUGUUUUUUCUUUUUUUUUAAAAAAACCGCCUGUGACUCAAUAACAAUACACACACAGAGAAAACAGCAAAAAAUAUUGAUUCUAAGCUGCAGUAUCUGUAACAUGCUUUAAUUUAGUCUUAAAGGAGCGUAAUUGCACUUUGUCUUUGCCAACUCUUCUCUGGAUAAAAUUAACAACGUCUCGAGACAGGGGAUUUUUUUUGCUAUUUUUUUCCUGUUCGUGCCUUUUUAUCGGCGAGGAUUUUUGAAAAAAAAACAAAAAAACAAAACAAAAAAAAAACUCAAUCUACCCACUGAACUCUUCCUCUUUCCUGGAUCAUGUACCAGGACUACUCCGGGAACUACGACACCUCGUCCCGCGGCAGCAGCACCUCUCCGGCCCAGCCAGACUCCUUCACGAGCGGCAGCAGCACGAUCGGAAGUCCGAUCUCUACCUCAAGUUACCAGAAGUACAGGGUCGACAUGCCCGGCUCCAACAGUGCCUUCAUACCCACCAUUAAUGCAAUCACAACCAGCCAAGACCUGCAGUGGAUGGUGCAGCCCACAGUCAUCACCUCCAUGUCCAACCCUUACUCCCGCUCCCACCCGUACGGCCAUCACCUGACCAGUGGGCCGGGGCUGCUGGGACACAACACGCUGGCCCGACCCGGGGUCAUCCGCUCCAUCGGGGACACCAGAGGCCGACGCAAGAGGGACGAGCAGCUCACCCCAGAGGAAGAGGAAAAAAGGAGGGUGAGGCGCGAGCGGAACAAGUUAGCCGCUGCCAAAUGCCGCAACCGCAGACGGGAGCUCACAGAGAUGCUGCAAGGGGAGACGGAGAAGCUGGAGGAGGAGAAGGCAGACCUGCAGAAGGAGAUUGAGACCCUGCAGAAGGAGAAAGACAAGCUGGAGUUCAUGCUUGUUGCCCACAAUCCCGUGUGCAAGCUGCCCAUGGAGGACCGCCACCAGUCAUCAGGACACCAGCAUCACCAGGAGCAGUGCAACCCACUCCCUCUGACCAUGCGACACAACAUGGGCAGCCGGAUGAGCCAUGUGGUGGUGAAGCAGGAGCCAGAGGACGACGACGACGACGACGACGAUGACGAUGAGGGGGACAUGGGUAAACCUCAGCACUCGGUCAUCAAACCCAUCUGCCUGGGCGGUGGCGGGAUAUACUGCACGGAUGGCGACAGCCUGAACACACCGGUAGUGGCGGCGUCCACCCCGGCUGCCACGCCCAACGCCCCGAGCCUCAUUUUCACCUACCCGAGCAUGCUGGAGCCCGAGAGCCCGUCGCCUUCCUCCGAGUCGUGCUCCAAGGCUCACCGGCGCAGCAGCAGCAGCGGCGACCAGUCCUCAGACUCCCUCAACUCCCCCACCCUCCUAGCUCUCUGAGCGAGGGCCCGGCUCAGCUCGGCGCGGCUCGACUCGACUCAGCAAGGCUGAGAAAAACAAACACUGUGGUUGGCGGGGUGACUGCUCGCCUCCCUUCGGUUUCCUUUGAAGAGCACAUUGAAAAAGUCCAGACCAAGCUGACCAUGUGAGCUGUUUCCCCUCUGCGGGGGAGACCCACAAGGGCUACGUGUUUCUUCUUGUUCUGCUUCAGUGUAAACAUUUUUUUUUUUUCUAAAUAUUAUUAUUAUUGUUAUUAUUAUUAUUAUUAUUCGUAGAAGUGCGUGCACCAAUCCUGAAGCGUGUCAUCCCUUCGCCAUUUCAAUCUCAAGUGUCAACUUGUUUACCGGGCCAGACAAUUGUGAGUUAGUGACUUAAAACCAGAGCGUGUGUUCUGAAUUAAUAUAUAUAUAUAUAUAUGUAUAUAUAUAUAUAUAUAUUUCUGAACCUGUUGAAUAAAGCCAUGCUGACGCUUGCACUCUGCCAAGACGAAUCAAUAAAUCUUUGAACGAGGUCUUUCUGAGGAGAGAAGGAGACAAUGA
Solea senegalensis (Senegalese sole) is the source of this 2192-nucleotide messenger RNA. It is a transcript of the gene fosl2, whose product is annotated as FOS like 2, AP-1 transcription factor subunit. The transcript is spliced from 4 exons. The coding region runs from base 598 to 1653 and encodes 351 amino acids. NCBI's taxonomy places the organism in Eukaryota, Metazoa, Chordata, Actinopteri, Pleuronectiformes, Soleidae. Gene Ontology annotation, molecular function: RNA polymerase II cis-regulatory region sequence-specific DNA binding; DNA-binding transcription factor activity, RNA polymerase II-specific. Gene Ontology annotation, biological process: regulation of transcription by RNA polymerase II. The record is from RefSeq and is a predicted model, not a curated record. Gene Ontology annotation, cellular component: nucleus.